AUGGCUCCGCCACCCGCGGUGCCGGAAGCGGACCACCAGGACGACGACGACGACAUCCCGGAAGGGACCGGGGUAGACCUGAGAGUGGCGGUACGUAGGCUCAAGGCCAGGAAUACCGCCCCAGGACCCGAUGGCUUGCCUGGCAAAGCCUGGGUCCUGGCCUCGGAGGCUCUCGGGCCCCGACUGGAGGGGCUCCUAAGCGCAUGCUUGGAGAGAGGCCAAUUCCCGCUUCGUUGGAAGACGGGGAAGCUGGUCCUCAUUCGGAAGCCGGGGCGCCCUGCGGACUCUCCGUCCGCAUACCGGCCCGUGGUGCUGCUCGACGAGGUGGGCAAGCUCUUUGAAAGAGUAAUUGCAAACCGCCUCGCCGAGCACCUUGCGGGGACGGGGCCGGAUCUUGCGGAACACCAGUUUGGUUUCCGCAAGAGGCGCUCUACGGUGGACGCCAUUAUGCGCGUGAGAGCCCUCACGACGGGGGAUGCAGUGGCCAGGGGGGGGGUUGUCUUGGCGGUGUCUCUCGACAUCGCCAACGCCUUCAACUCCAUGCCCUGGAGCUGCAUUAGGGAGGCACUCCGGUAUCACCGGGUGCCGACCUAUCUCCGUCGUAUAGUCGGGGACUAUCUGACGGACAGGGCCGUCAUCUACCCCGGUCGAAACGGAGAGUGGAACCGGCGAGAGAUGUCGUGCGGUGUCCCACAGGGUUCGGUUCUGGGGCCGCCCCUGUGGAACAUCGGUUACGACUGGGUGCUGCGCGCCGACCUCCCUACCGGCGUCAGCGUAGUUUGCUACGCUGACGACACGCUGGUACUGGCACAAGGGGGGUCGUACGAGGCGGCGGCGGAAACUAUGACACGCGGGGUUGCGAUAGUCGUUGAGAGGAUCCGGCAACUGGGUCUCGAGGUGGCUCUGCACAAGUCCGAGGCCAUGCACUUCCAUGGUCCUCGGAACAGGCCACCACCGGGAUCCUCAGUGAUGGUAGGAGGGGUAUCCAUCGGCGUCGAGUCGACGUUGAAGUACCUAGGACUCGUCCUCGACGGCCGAUGGAACUUCGUUGAGCACUUCCGACGUUUGGCUCCCAAACUGGAACGGACCGGGGCUGCCUUCAGGCGGCUCCUGCCGAACCUGGGGGGGCCAAACGCCUCCUGCCGGAGGCUCUACGCGGGGAUCGUGAGGUCCAUGGCCCUUUACGGGGCCCCGGUGUGGGCGCGUGGUUUGGCGCGGCUUGCCGUCCACCACCUAAACGCGCCCCAAAGGGUGGUUGCCGUAAAGAUGGUUCGCGGCUACCGCACGAUCUCCCGCGAGGCGGCGAGCCCCCUUGCCGGAUUGCCGCCAUGGGAUCUGGAGGCGAUAGUCCUCGCGCGCCUGCACGAAUGGCGCGCGGCAGCACUAUGCCGGGGGGAAACCCCGCUGCCGCGGCAAGUUGUCGCGCAGCGGACAGACUUCCGGCAUGAUCUCAUGGCGACAUGGAGAGAGCGACUGUCGCAACCCCGUGCUGGGCACGACACUAUAGCGGCGAUAAGACCCCUCUUUGAGGAGUGGCUUGAGAGACGCCACGGCGUCCUCACCUUCCGCCUGACGCAGGUCCUCACCGGACACGGUGUGUUCGGGAGGUUCCUGCACCGAAUCGGGCGGGAGGAAACGCCCGGGUGCUCCCACUGCGAGGAUCGACCGGAGGACACGGUGGAGCACACCAUGGAGGUGUGCUCUGCUUGGGCGGAGCACCGCCGUGUCCUCGUAGCGGCGAUAGGUGGCGGCGACCUCUCGCGUCCGGCUCUGGUCGAAGCCAUGGUCCGGAGCGAGACGGAAUGGGAUGCCGUCACCACCUUCUGCGAAGCAGUGAUGCUAGCGAAGGAGGUGGCGGAGCGGGAGAGGGAAAGAGCAACAGCUUUCCUUCCCGGCCGCCGCGGGAGACGCCCCGGGCGUCGGGGGCUACGUCACGUUGGCGGCAUCGGACAUCAGUGUCUACCACUGCGUUACAGCGUAUAA
Messenger RNA from Parnassius mnemosyne (clouded apollo), 1983 nucleotides. The record is from the annotation of a GenBank genome assembly. Lineage: Eukaryota; Metazoa; Arthropoda; Insecta; Lepidoptera; Papilionidae.